Prorocentrum cordatum is the source of this 1101-nucleotide messenger RNA. The record is from the annotation of a GenBank genome assembly. NCBI's taxonomy places the organism in Eukaryota, Dinophyceae, Prorocentrales, Prorocentraceae.
AUGGCGAUGGACGCAGUCGGCGUGCUUCAGGUGACGCGGCUGCAGUACUCCGUGGCGUUCACCUACAUGGUGCCAGACGACUGCUCCGCGAUACAGAAAAUGACGGAGUUCGGCAGCCAUUUCCCGCUGGGCCUCACCGACACCAAGCGCGCGUUGGUGCGGCCUCGCGACCCCGCGCAGCUGAGCCUGAAGACCCUCCCCGUAGACGAGUGCUUCGACGACGACGCGACGGUCCGGUUCAGCGCCAGGUCGAUGGGCAUGGGCGAGCGUGUCACCUGCCAGCAGGCGGUCAAGUCCGUGGGGUGCGAGUAUGUGGCCGGAAAGUUCACCGACAUCGGCGGCGUCGAGCGCGAGGCCCCGGCUCCCGCCCCCACAGUUGCCCCGCGGCCUGCACCGCCGCCUCCGUGCUCUCGCGCCCGUACUACGCGUACGUGGCGAACGGGCCCGCGGACCGCCGCGCUCGAGGCCGUGACGCGCGACUUCGCCCAGAGGGCCGGCCUCGGCGACGCGGCCGGCAAGCUCGGCCUGGAGUCCCUCUCGACCCUGGACGGUGCGCCCGUCGACUUCGCGCAGGCGAAGAGUUACCUGGCCGCGCCGCGGUGGGGCUGGCGGCAGCCCGCGCCCGCCGACAGCUGCUUCGGCGACCAGUGCACCGCCAAGUUCGAAGAAGCCAGGCGGGGCGAGCUGGCGAAGCGCUACCAGCAGCAGUUCCAGGGGCUGGCCAACUACGACCGCAGCAAGGUGCUGCUGAACCUCCUGCUCUGGCUCGAUCCGUUCGGCGACCCGGCCUUCCGUUGGGUGGACGCGGUGUACGCGGCGCUGCAGCCGAGCGUCGCUGUGGAGACCUCGGUGGGUUCGGUCGUCCUGAACGACCCCGAAGGCGACUACGAGGUGCUGUUUGGCGACGUGUUCAACGACUUCGCUGCCUCCAUCAGCGACAUCUUCGUGUCCAGCCCUUUGCGUCUGGCCUGCAUGGUCGUGGUCACGGUGAUGGGCGCCAGCCUGGCCGCCUUCAGCUCCGCGUUCAUCGGGCCGCGGCUGCUGGCCACUGUGGUGUUCACUGUCACCUUCUCGCUGGGGGCCUGCGUGAUCAUAUUCCAG